AUGAAGUUCUAACUAUUUAGUCUUAUCUUAAUCUGUUUUGUCUAGUGUGAUUGGGAAAUUUACAAAUAUGAACUAUUCGAUGCUGCAUCUUCUGUGGAUUGGAUUGGACUAAAUUCGUAUUCGACGAUUAGUUCAUUAACUCAAAUCAAUCCAACUCUUUGUACACCAACAUCUUCUACUUUCUUGGCAGAAGGAAAGGAGAAAAUUUGGAGAAAUAUCCAAAUGCCAAACAAUAGAAAAUUCUCUGCUAUCAGAAUUGAGUUAGAUUUUUAUUAUAUUGAUUCGAUGAAGGAAGUCAGCACUAAAUUGUACUUGAAUUAAGUUAUGGUUAAUGAAAAUACUUAAACAUAAUUUGAGUUAUCAACUCCAACUCCCUUAAUAUACUGCAAUCGACCAGGAAAUAAUAAUUCUGCAGAUAGCUCUGUGUUUAGAUUCAAUCAUUUUUAAGAAUUUAGAGAUAAUCAAAUUGAGAUCCUAAUUGAAACAAUUGGGUUUCAGCCCGUUUUCAUAUAUGCAUUAUCUGGAUUUUAUUUGUAUGUUUAAUUUUGUGAUAAAAAUUGUGAAUUUUGUAAUGAUACUGGAUAAUGUGAGAGAUGCAAAGAUGAUCUCCAAUUAAAUAAAGGGUAAUGUCUUUGCAACUUUAUUGGAGACUAUAGAUAUUCUUAGUUUUAAUUAGAUACUCCAAAUAUAUAAUGUUUAAAUUCUUGUCCCAAUGGAUAUGUUCCAGAUUAAAACGGAAUAUGCCAAAUUGGUACUUCACAUUUAUUGUUUAACGAUUUAGUUGGAGAUUUCAACUCUUAUCAAUUCUACAUAAUCAAGGACAAAUAUUAUUCAAAUGUUGAUGAUAAUUCUUAGAGGAUUAUAUAAAUUGGAAAUGAUAAAGUAGCAGGUCCUUUUUUUUAUAAUGAAUAAAUCGUUUUUCCUCAAUUAUCAAUAAUUUCUUUCUCUAAGAUAAUGAUUAAAUUAAAAAUAUACUUCCUGAGAUAUCAUAAAUCUCAUUUCAUUGGUGGAUAAAUCUCACUAAAAUUUAAUAAUUACACAGUUUUAUACAUUUAUGAUUAUGAGCAACCUGGGCUAUCCUAUUCAUAAGGGAUAGCUCACAUAAAUAAUUGGUAGAAAUGUCAUUUUGAAGAGUCUGAGAAUUGUUUUUAAAGUGACAUUUAUUUUGAGAUGUUUUUAAAUUAUGAAGUCACUGAAAUAAAAUUUGCAGGUUAGUUCACAAUAGUAGAACCUCUUAGAGGGUGGUGUUUAUCAAAUUUAGAGAUUGUAGAAUAACAAAUAACAACGAAUCUAAGUUCAUGUGAAAAUAAUUGCUUGACCUGCCCCUUUAUGCAACCAAAAUUCUGUAAUUCAUGCAAAUCAGGAUAUUUCUAUUUUGCAAAUAAAUGUUUAUCAAAAUGUCCUUUAUAAACGACCUAAAUAGGAAAUGAAUGUGUAGAAAAUGGGAUGAGUGGCUAAUUUAAUUAUAUUCUAAACAUUCUCUAUGACGAUAAUAAUUAUUAUGAUUAAAUUUUGACCAUAAGUUAAUAAUUAGAAGAAUAAGUUCACAUAUAAUUCAAAUGCUUAUUCAAUAUUGGGAGGAAUCCCAUUUUGGAAUUAUGGAUCAAUAUAUAUCAUGCUAUUAAAAGUGAUAGACCUUUUUACAAGGCCUUCAUAAAGCUUAAUGUAGUAUGCAUAGAUUUAUAAUACGAUGAAAUAUUUGAAAUAUUUGUGAAUGCUACUGGAGUUUCCUAUUAAAUGACAACAGCAACGCCAAAUUCAAAUCAAUUUCAGUUUUUAUCUAUUGGAAAUACAAUGGGUUCUUCGUUAUGGAAUGAAUAUGUAGCUGAAGGAUUUAUUGAACUUACUCUACUUACAUCACUUGAUAGCUUGUUAGUAACAUUUUCUGUUUAAGAAUUAAAAAACUUGCAUCAGUAUUAUGGAAUCUUUAACUACAGAGUUAUGGUAGUGUCGUGUCCAGAGUUUUGCAAUCAAUGUGAUUCCGUUGGAUAAUGCUAAGAUUGGAUGGUUGAUAAUUCAGUGUAAUCUGGAAGUUGUGCUCAAGGGUACUAUUAUGAUCAAAAUCUUCAUUCAUGUUUCUAAUGCAUUUUAGGGUGUUACUAAUGUACUAAUUCAUAUUAUUGCGAUUCUUGUUCUCCUAAACAUAUACAAAUUCAUGGAUAGUGUUAUUGUUAAGUUACAUUUGAAUUAAGUAAUACAUGUACUUAAAAAUAUCCCUGUGAGGAGGGAUGUUUGACUUGCGGAUUUGAUAUAAUCAAUCAUAGAAAAAAUAUGUUUCAAAAGUGUUUAGCUUGUGAUGAUUCUAAUCAUUACUGGUUAAAUAUUAAUUAAUGUAGUUGUUUAGAAGGGUAUUAUAUGGAAAAUUAGAUUUGCUAGCCCUGUUCGGAAUUAUGUAGAGCAUGUACUUAUUCUCCAAAGUAUUGCACGAAGUGUGAUUCUUCAUUAAAUAGAAUAUUAAAUCAUUCUAUAUGUGAAUGUCGUUAGGGAUAUUAUUCUGAGGAACCAUAUCUAGAAUGUUAUAAAUGUGAUUCCACUUGUAAAGGUUGUUAAAUCAAACCAUUUAUUUGCAUUAGAUGUUAUCCUGAUUAAUUUAGAAAUAUUUUCAAAAAUUAAUGCAUAUGCAAAGAUGGAUAUUUUGAUUAAGGAACUGAGAUUUGUAAUGAAUGCGAUCAAAAAUGUAAAACCUGUUCAGAUAUCGAUACAUGUUUGUCUUGUUAUUAAGAAUAGAAUAGGAAAUUAAACUUAUUGAAUACUUAAUGUAUUUGUUAAUAAGGAUAUUAUGAAAUAGAAAAUAGUUUGACAUGUGCUCCUUGUCACCCUUCUUGCGAGUAUUGUUUAAAUUCUCCUUUGAUAACUAUGUGCACUCGAUGUCCAAUCACUAGAGAACCAUCAUAACAUGAUACUGUUUUCUCAUGCAAUUGUAAAAGAGGAUAUUAUGAAUCUAAUAUGAAGGAAUGUUUGUCCUGUAUGAAUUAUAUCAACCCCCCAAUUUCUCAUUAUUGUUAUAGUAACUGUGGGGAUGAGAUUGUAUAAUGGAAUGAAGAUUGCGAUGAUGGAAAUGAUUAUUAAAAGGAUGAAUGCAACUCAUGUCUUUUUUCACAAUCAUAUUGUUUUAACCCUUUAUGUAUAUAAUGUGAAAUGGGAUAAUGUCACAAUUGUGUUGAUGGAUAUUAUUUAAAUUUAAAUAAUCAUUGUGAUAAAUGUGACUCAUAAUGUAAAACUUGUUCAGUGAGAGCAAAUAAUUGUCUAUCAUGCAAUUUAUAAAAUGAAGAUCUGUCAUGUGCAAUUUGUGAAAUCAACCUAGGAUAUUAAAUAAAGGAUGGAAAAUGUUUAAACAUUUGUGGGGAUGGGUUGCGAGUAAGUCAGGAAUAGUGUGAUGACGGAAAUUAAAAUUCUGGAGAUGGAUGUUUUUACUGUUUAAUCGAGGAUGGUUGGUCAUGUUAAGAUACUUGUGAUAGGUAAAACUAUCCAUAUCUGAUAUUCGAAGAAGACUUAUAUGAUAAUAGAUAUUAAGCAUAAAGAAAUUUUAUUAUAAAGUCAAGUAUUCCGUUAAAAACUUCUGUUUCAUUUACAGAAUUAUGUUAAUUCAAACUGAAGGAUUCCAAAACAUUUUAAAUUAAGCAAUAUCAAGAGCUUACUAAUUAUUUUGAAGAUUAUAAUAUUCUUUAAAUUGAUGUAUAGAUUGUAUUAAAGAAUAGAGAGGAAACUCCAAUUUUAUUAUGUUUAAUUGAAAACCCUUAAGAUUAUCAAUCAAAACAAGGUUUAACUUUUAAUCAGACGAUUUUUGAAUUUGAGUUAUUAAAAUAUCUAAAACCCUCUUAGGAUGUUAUUGAUGUUACUCAGGGCUUUCUAGAGUUUAAUAAAUAUGUGUUGUUCAUCUUAUUGGGUUUGGCUAUAAUUUCCUUAAUUGUAGGGGGAUUACACAUCUUUUGGAACCUAUUGGAUAUUUUAUAAUUAAUAUCCUAUUUAUAAUUUUUCAACGUCAUUUAUCCUUAUAAUGUAGAGACCUAUUUUAGACUAUUUGACUUUGCCCAAUUCGAUUUCAUGAAAAUCUUCCUCAAUAUUGAAGAUUUAGUAAAUUGUUAUGUUGAUUCACCUGAUCCUCACUAUAAAUUUGCUUCAAAAGGUUAUUCCUCCACGUUUUAUAUCAAUGCUUUUGCUGUUUUUAUUGCAUUUGUAACUACCUUAUCUAUUUAUUUUCUAUGCAUUAUAGGGUUUAUGAUUCUAACCAAAAUAAUGGCAUAUUAUUCCGAAGAGAAUUUAUACAUAGACGAUGAAGAACCUGAACUGUUCAAAUUUAUUAUUCUUCGAAUUAUUAGGAAAGUCUAGAGAGUUUUCCUGAACACUAUUCAUUACUUUUGUUCAGGAUUAUUAAGAACCUUCAUGUCAGUGGCAUAUGAAUAUAAUCUUGCUGUUUUUCUAUAGUUAUCAGUAAGAAAUAUGGAGAAUCCCUUUUUUGACUUCAAGUUUCUUCAUAAGCUUUAUCUUUUUUUUUCUUUAAUUGUAUUUAAUUAUUAAGGGCCUUAUUAUUUUGGUUAGCAACUUGUAAAAUAAAAAUACGGAGCUCUAUUUGAAGGCAUUAGAAUAAGAAGAUCAAGACCCUACUCUAAUUAUUAUAACCUACUCCUUCUUUGUAAGAAAGUAGUGUUCAUUUUUGUUUUAGUGUUUUGCUAUAGCGAAGCUUAUAUUACUAUUUUAACAUGUUCAAUACUGAAUAUCAUAUUUAUAUUCUACGUUAAAUCAAGUUAGCCAUUAAAGGAUGUUUAUGAGCAUUAGAAAGUCAUAGGUUCAGAACUGUUCAUUUGGUUGGUUGAGUUAUUAAUCUUGAUACUAUUUUAUAAAUAAUAAAAUGAUCCAAAUGAAUAGGAUGAAUUAAUAAUUGGUUGGUUCAUUAUAGUUUUAUGCACAUUAUUAGUAGUGUAUUAAUUUAUUCUUGAUUUUAAACAGCACUUUAUAUUUUUGAAAGAAAAUUAUGUGAUUGUUUUAGAAUCUCAUUCAAAAAAUAAGGAAUUAUUUUAACAAACCAAUUUAAGUUCAUUAAGAAUCAUAAGCAUUUUUACAAUAAAGCCCACCUCAAUACAUAUAGUAUGA
This is a messenger RNA of Paramecium tetraurelia, 5091 nucleotides long. RefSeq lists its product as uncharacterized. The record is from RefSeq and is a predicted model, not a curated record. The transcript has 4 exons. NCBI's taxonomy places the organism in Eukaryota, Ciliophora, Oligohymenophorea, Peniculida, Parameciidae.